GCAAAGGGGUUCGGUUCAUAGCUUGCCAAACAAUAAGCAAAAAGCUCCAAGAAAGCUGCGAGAGACGGCAACAAUGGCAGUCUCCUCCAAUCUCACAAGCUUCAAAUCCGUUUCUCUGAAUUCCUCUCGCAUUCUUUCCUCUACUAACUGCUCCUACAUUUGCUCCAUUCCUCUGACCAACAACAGAAGCACCUCCAGCAUCAUAAGCACUUGUUCCAGGAUCAAUGUCAGGAGACCCAUGUCGGUCAAGUCUAUGUCUUCCUCCUCGUUCGGUUCUCGUCUUGAAGAGAGCGUCAAGAAGACUGUGGAGGACAAUCCAGUUGUGGUCUAUUCCAAAACUUGGUGUUCGUACUCCUUGGAGGUGAAAUCCUUGUUCAAAAGGCUUGGUGUGGAGCCAACGGUGAUUGAAUUGGAUGAACUAGGUGCCCAAGGACCACAGGUGCAGAAGGUGUUGGAGAGGCUUACAGGGCAACACACUGUCCCGAAUGUUUUUAUUGGGGGGAAACACAUUGGAGGUUGUACAGAUACUGUGAAGCUACACCGAAAAGGCGAACUAGAACCUUUGCUGGCAGAAGCAAAAUCUAAAAAUACACAAACAUAGGCCGAAUAGAGCAUGUUUUUAAUUUUUUAUUAAAAGAAUCUGAUCUCCCUGCCGCUGUGAUCUGAAAGAAAGAUGCCCCCUUUCUAUCUCCACAAGUUCCAACAAUUUCCAGAUUAUAUACGGCGAACCUUUGCUCAUUUAUUUUCACAAAAUCUUGUCAUGCAUU
Messenger RNA from Argentina anserina (silverweed cinquefoil), 767 nucleotides. RefSeq names its product glutaredoxin-C5, chloroplastic. The coding region runs from base 74 to 601 and encodes 175 amino acids. NCBI's taxonomy places the organism in Eukaryota, Viridiplantae, Streptophyta, Magnoliopsida, Rosales, Rosaceae. The record is from RefSeq and is a predicted model, not a curated record. The transcript has 5 exons. Gene Ontology annotation, molecular function: glutathione disulfide oxidoreductase activity. Gene Ontology annotation, biological process: cellular response to oxidative stress. Gene Ontology annotation, cellular component: cytoplasm.